AUGGGAGUAGUGGGAGUAAUGGGAGGUGGACUGGUCAGGGGAAGAAUGGACAGUUAUUCAUCUGAAGCAAGGAGAGCCAAGCAUGGGGCAAGGAAUGAGAGUGGGGAGAGUUUGUUGGAGUUUGCGCUAGCAAAAGAAUUGGUUAUAGAAAACUCGAUCUUUAGAAAGAAAGAUGAGCAUUUGAUCACAUAUAAGAGCGGUGACCAUGAAAUCCAAGUUGACUAUUUCUUAGUGCGCAAGGGAGAUCGAGCGUCAUGCUUGGAUUGUAAGGUGGUGUUGGGUACAGAGAUGCCCACCCAACACAGGCUUUUAGUACUGUAUUUCAGGAUGAGGAAGAAAAUCGUAGAGAAGAAGGUUACAACCCUGUUAAGCAAGAUAAGUUUAUUGGGCUUCCCAAGUCAGUCAGAGGAUGCGAAUGAAAUGUGGGUGAACAUGGCAAAAACCAUUAGAAAUGUGGCAAAAGAGACCUUGGGAGUGUCGUCGGGUGAACCAAAAGUGUUCAAAGAGUCGUGGUGA
Molecule: messenger RNA, 516 nt
Organism: Amaranthus tricolor (Joseph's coat)
Lineage: Eukaryota; Viridiplantae; Streptophyta; Magnoliopsida; Caryophyllales; Amaranthaceae
Exons: 2
Coding region: 1-516 (171 amino acids)
Biological process (GO): chromatin remodeling
Cellular component (GO): nucleus
Source: RefSeq, a predicted model, not a curated record